This is a messenger RNA of Momordica charantia (bitter melon), 1516 nucleotides long. It is a transcript of the gene DEG14, whose product is annotated as Trypsin family protein with PDZ domain-containing protein. The record is from RefSeq and is a predicted model, not a curated record. Lineage: Eukaryota; Viridiplantae; Streptophyta; Magnoliopsida; Cucurbitales; Cucurbitaceae. Gene Ontology annotation, biological process: proteolysis. Gene Ontology annotation, molecular function: serine-type endopeptidase activity; protein binding.
CUGGCCGGAGUUUUACCGUAAUCAGGGUUUAGGCGGGGGAUUUGGAGGACACGUCUCGAUUUAACCACGGCGAAAGAGAAUUUCGUAGCCAAAGAUAACGCAGAUGAUCCAAUUUCUGAAAAAGGUUUCGAAAUCGCAUAACACACUCAUACGGAUCGCGGCUUUUGCUGCUGCUGGUUCUUGUUUCUUGUACGGCAGAAGCGAAUUAGAUUCGAGACCCACGGUAGCAUUGUCGAUUCCUGCUUCUUGGAGCGAACCACUGUUUCUUCCAUGCCAGACCACGCAGGGCUUAAAGGUUUCGUCGAUUCCGGCGUUUGAUCACCGGGGAUUGGGCCUUCCGUUGUUCGCUUCAAGAGUCGGUCCUGCUCCACCAUCUGAUGCGGAAAAGGAAACGCCUGGAGUUGCUGGAGAUGGCCAGAAGCCUUGUCCACAAUGUUUGGGAAGAGAUACAAUUGCUAAUGCAGCAGCAAAUGUCGGCCCUGCUGUUGUAAAUAUAUCUGUUCCUCAUGGUAUUUAUGGAAUUGCUGCUGCCAAAAGCAUGGGCUCCGGAACUAUUAUUGACAAGGAUGGUACAAUUUUAACAUGUGCCCAUGUUGUGACUGGUUUUUACAGUUCACGAGCUGUAUCGAAAGGAAAGGUAGAGGUUACUUUACAAGAUGGUCGGACGUUUGAAGGUACAGUAAUGAAUGCUGAUUUUCACUCUGAUAUUGCCAUCGUAAAAAUAAAUUCUAAAAGCCCUCUUCCCAUGGCAAAACUUGGUUCUUCAAGCAAGCUUCGACCUGGGGAUUGGGUUGUAGCAAUUGGGUGUCCACUUUCACUUCAGAAUACUGUCACAGCUGGUAUAGUAAGUUGUGUUGACCGUAAGAGCAGUGAUUUGGGUCUUGGUGGAAUACGAAGGGAAUAUCUGCAAACAGAUUGUGCAAUUAAUGUGGGAAAUUCUGGGGGCCCUCUUGUUAAUAUCGAUGGUGAAGUUGUUGGUGUGAACAUUAUGAAAGUGGAUGAUGCUGUUGGAUUAAGUUUUGCUGUACCAAUUGAUUCAGUCUCCAAAAUUACAGAGCAAUUCAAGAAAAGAGGGAGAGUUAUUCGGCCUUGGCUCGGAUUGAAAAUGAUUGAUCUCAAUGAAAUGAUCAUCGAACAACUUAAAGAAAGAGAUACCACUUUUCCAGCUGUCACUGAAGGGGUUCUUAUAGCUAUGGUAACUCCUGGGUCCCCUGCUAGUCGUGCCGGAUUUCGUUCGGGUGAUGUUGUCAUUGAGCUCGAUAGCCAUCGUGUUGCAAGUAUCAAAGAGAUCAUUGAAAUUAUGGGAGAUAGAGUUGGGGUUCCAUUAAAGGCAGUUGUGAAGAGAUCGGUUAACAGCACCAUCACUUUGACUGUUCUUCCGGAGGAGUCCAAUCCAGAUAUGUGAUUUUUUACACUACACAUUUAUAUUGUUUUCCUUCCCAUUUCUGCCCUUUUUUUAAUCAACUUUCUUUCACUUAUGAAAUGGGUGGAAUGGCAAUCAUCAAUUUUGGUUUAA